AUGACUACGGAUUCCAUCGCGGGCCUUUACGCUGGCCGUCUGGUUAUCGGACUGGGCAACGGAUUUUUGAUGACUUUCUCGCAGCUGUACAUUCAGGAAUGCUCACCAGCUCGAUACCGUGGGCUCAUGUUAGGCAUGUUUCAAUUCUGGACUUCCUUCGGCUCCUUGCUCGGAACAAUUAUCGACAAUUUCACCGCGAAAAUAGAUGGAAAAAACAGCUAUAUUAUUCCGUUGGGUCUGAUAUUUAUCAUACCUGCAUUCCUAUGUAUCGGAAUGCUUUUCAUUCCUGAAUCGCCCCGAUGGUUACUGCAGCAUAACAAGGAAGAAAAAGCUCGCAAGGCACUGGUAUGGCUGAGGCCCGACCAGGAAACAGUUGAAAAAGAGAUGCAGGAGAUAAAUGACGCGAUAAAAUUGGAGAUGGACUUGGCUAGUGGUGUGUCGGUUUGGGAUAUGUUCUCGAAUCCAGUCGAUCGCCGGAGGACGUUAUUGUCUGUCGCGGCUGUGAGUACGCAAGCAGCUUCUGGCGCAAUGUUUAUGAUUGCUUACGGAACAUACUUCUUUGAAAUGGCGAAUGUCGGAAACGCGUUCGAGAACAGCUGCAUAUUAACUGCGCUCGGCGUCGUGGCCAUCAUGAUCAACAUUGCAGUCAUCACCAAGAUUGGAAGCAGGAGACUUUUCUUGACAGUUGGUCUCAUCAUUUGCGGUUUUAGCCAGUUGAUUAUCGCGGCGCUGUAUACUGUUCAUCCGGGUACUCAGGCAACGGGCAAGGCAAUUGUUGGGCUGUCCGUCAUCUUCAUUUUUGGAUACAAUGGAAUGAUUUCAACAUAUGCAUGGGUAUCUGGUGGAGAGCUUCCUUCUCAGCGCCUUCGAUCAUACACAUUCGGCUUUGCGGCAGCUAUUGGUUUCCUCGGAGCAUGGCUAUGCACAUUUACCGCUCCGUAUUUUAUCAAUCCCGACUCGCUCAACUGGGGACCAAAAUACGGCUACAUCUGGUUCCCGUCCUGCCUCAUCGCUGCGGCAUUUAUCUACUUUUAUCUGCCAGAGGUAAAAGGCCGCACACUCGAAGAGAUUGAUGAAAUGUUUGCUGGAUACAAAUGCGUUGGCUCUGCCAAUUUGGAAACGACUCUUAAAGAUACAGGUAGUCCAAGUGAGAGUGCCGGCCCAAGGGUCUCUGGAGAUUCGGAAAAGGCUACCGCAGAGACAGUUGAGAAUAAGGCAUGA
Messenger RNA from Penicillium manginii, 1221 nucleotides. RefSeq names its product Maltose permease. The coding region runs from base 1 to 1221 and encodes 406 amino acids. Lineage: Eukaryota; Fungi; Ascomycota; Eurotiomycetes; Eurotiales; Aspergillaceae. Gene Ontology annotation, cellular component: membrane. The transcript has 7 exons. Gene Ontology annotation, molecular function: carbohydrate:proton symporter activity. The record is from RefSeq and is a predicted model, not a curated record. Gene Ontology annotation, biological process: transmembrane transport; carbohydrate transport.